Messenger RNA from Girardinichthys multiradiatus, 3253 nucleotides. RefSeq names its product cell adhesion molecule 2-like. Lineage: Eukaryota; Metazoa; Chordata; Actinopteri; Cyprinodontiformes; Goodeidae. The transcript is spliced from 4 exons. The record is from RefSeq and is a predicted model, not a curated record. The coding region runs from base 2070 to 2402 and encodes 110 amino acids.
AUGUAAGCUGGUGGUACAGCAAAGUUAUAAAAGUAGCCUAUCGGCUUGCGAAUUUGACUGCCAAGGAAAUCAACUCAACAUGCUACUAUCUAAUAGAGAAAUGCUUCAUUUAAUGAAAUGAAGAAAUGAAGCGUUUGCAUAUACAGCUAUUACAGUUUUAUGGAAAUAUUUGGUUUGCAAGAUAAGCCAAGUAAUUUUUCAGUUUUGUCGUUUUUCUCUUUUUGAUGAAUUCAAAAUUGGCCCUGUGAGUUGUUCUAAACCUUUAACAAAUCAAAAACCAGGCAAAUUGUUCUGCUGUGUUUUGUUGACAAUUUCCCUUUUUAGGUGGCUGAGAAGGUCAAUGUAAUCAAUGUGAAGCUAAAAAACAAUUAAUAAAAUAAAAAGUACAGCCAACAUUCUUUUUUUACAGCCAGCAACUUAACAAUUUGCCAACUUUAUCACAUCUUACUGGCAGAGCUAUAGCACCAGUUCUUCCUAUUUUGUCCAUCAAAAGCGCCAUAAGACUGGUUUAUCUUGGCCGCAAGUCUUUGUUGAACCAGGCGGAAGAAUCCUUUGUAUGUUGUGAGCCCGACAUUUAAAUAUACUGAAAAGUUUUCACUUUUAAUCUGCUUUAAAGUAAAAACAAAUCGAACACCAACCUUCAACAUCAAUAAAAAGUCAGAUAAACACUGAAGAAGCAUGAUUCCUCCUGUUUCUGUUAUCUCAUGGUCAAUGUAGAGUUCACCAUCACUAUUUUCAGCUCAAUCUAUGUGUUUCACUCUGACAGUUCUUUUUCUAUAUUUCUGUAUUAGGUUCAUAGCAAACAUAGCCCCAGAUAAUGAGUAGUAUAUCCAGCUACCAGAAAAAAUAAAAUGAAUUAUUCCAUGUCAACAACAAGGUGAAAUAACUGCUUCUAGCAUCUGCUGACGAAGGUAAAUGCUGCAAAGCUAAAUGCUGCUAAUCUAAACCUUGCUGAAUCCUGCUAGGCAACAAGGUGAUAAUGUUGACAAACUACAACUAAAGACUACAAAAGCUACAAGUUGCUGAGUGAAACACUGUUAAACCCACAGAAAUAUAAUUUGCUAAACUAUGCCGAUGCCCACUGGAGUGAGUGGGAAGACCAGAUUCUAUCCACCCAGUUUUGGAACAAAGAGCUUGUUUGUGUGACUUGUUAUUAACUCUUAAACAAUGUUAAAUAUUAGAUCUCAUGACUAACCAAAAUCAAAGCACACAAUUUUCAAUGCUUGCUAGAUUGAACAAUUACCAUAAACGUUCUGGUUUUACAGCUUGAUUCUCAUUCUGUUUGUUUUAUUUACAAAAUAAGUGCAUUUAUUGUCUCAUUAUUUCUUUAUCACAGGUUCACCCUCUUUAAAUUUCUCUAGAAACUUAAAACUGAAUGCAUCAUGACACAGUUUAUGCCCACAAUUUUUUAUGCAGUUUUCUAUAAGUGGAGAAGCCAAGCAAUUGCAGAUUAAUAACAUUUUUUGAGCUAUUGUAUGUUUAUACUGAUCUUUUUCUCAAAAGAGAUGACUUUAAAUUGAGUUUGAAUAUCAUAGUUUAACCUUUUUUCAGGUAGUCACCUGGAAGGACCAGGAGCCCCACCUGCUGGACAUGCUGGAGAUUGCAUGUGAUUCUGAAAGAAAAAAAACUAUUGCUGUAAUUAUAAUUUCAAGUUUCACCUGUUCCCUGCAGACGUUUCUGGGGUUGAUAACACAGCACGUAGAGUUAGACUCAGGGAAAACCUGCUGUUGAAAGAUGAAAAUACCCUAUCUGCUGGGAAUAUUCUCAAGGACACAACAACUUCAACAUUUCAGUGCAUAAUAGGGAGGUUUAAAAUUAAUGUGCAGGCUGGAGAUUAAUUAACAAGGAUGAUGCAAGAAAGCCGCCAGCUGCACAGUUUUAGACAUCUGCAGGCUGUGGAGCAUCACAGAGGUGGAGUCAGCUCGGCGAUUGGCCAGAGGGGGAACAGAUCACAACCCUGGGGAGCAACACCACACCCAACCGAGAGUGUCUGAGUCUCGUCCAAAACAUAUUCUUCUCUUUCUCUGUUUCUUGGAGAUUAAACGGCUGCAGGCUGAUAACUUGUCAAGAUGAACGCUUACACAACUCCCUCCCCUCUGACUCAAACAUCAACUGACACCUUUCCAACUUUUUCAGAUCUUGUGACCAAGAUCGGGAAGAAGGAUAUCUACAGCAGCACAGAGGAUUUUGUAGCUUUGGUCGGAGGUAUCAUCACUGUGGUACUGCUGGUCUUCCUCUGUACUAUCGCCAUUUUGCUGUGGUGUCUGUCCAGACAGAAAGGCUCAUACGUCACCAACGAGACGGAUGAUUAUGAUGAGAUCGACAACGAAGAUGAUGAGUCUGUCGGCUCUGAUGUGGCGCUUCAGUCCAAGGAGCCUCUGAAGACUGUCAAAGAGGACUGAAGGGGAACUAAACAUGUCUUCCCAACAUAAAUUCCCCUAAAGAACUGACUAGAUUUAUUUUUUGAAUGAAAGCAUAAGAAUAUAACAAAAUAAUUUAGCAUGUUUUUUGAUUAGCUUAUUUUGUAAAACUGUGACUGUGCACAUCAACCCCUAUGAAAAGCCAAUGAGAUGUGAUAGUAAUGUGAUUAUUUUCAGUAGUUUUGUUUGAUUAAUUCAUGCUGCAAAUAUAUAAUUUUAUUACUAAUGAUGUGUUUCACUUAGUUCAUGUCUUAUAUUUAAAUGGGCUAGUUUGAGACUGACUUUGGUUCUCCAGGAUGGGUUAGAGGAACUAAAAUACCUAUUCAUCACUUUGUAUAAACUCCUGUGUGAUAAACACUAGGCAACUCAGAUAAACUCUGCUCAUUCAUUUGUCAGUCCCUUCAAAGGAGACAAACUGUUUUCUGGAUAAAAUUAUCUUUUUAAAUGGGCAUUUGUCAAAUGGAUGGAUGGCUGCUUACUGGGGACACAAAAAAAGAAAGGAAUGACUACUUUCUGUACAAAUAUCAUCUAUGCAGAGUAACCGGGGAAGGGGGAAAGUUUAUCCUCUCACACUAUUUUUUUCUUUCUUAAAUCAAAGCUUUGUCAGAUGAUACCAGGCUUAAAAAAGAUACAGGUAAUGUUAGCAUUUAAAUGGAGUAAAACAUUAACUUUCCAGUGCUGUAUGUUUAAAAACCCAUUUGUUUAGAGUUGCUUUUGACUGUUCUAUUUAAACUAUUUACUAAAACAUCAUUUUUUGGUCUGUAGUCACACUUUUCUUUCCUAUCUUUCUUUAUUCCACUGGUCUGUGGCAUAAAAAGAUCUUCAGAACUGUG